AUGCAUCAAACCAGUCGCCUGGAGACAAAAGUGUUGCUGCCAUUGAACGAGAAGCUUCUGGGUCCAUUGGAUCGAAAGCAUCGCGAAGAGAAGCUACCAUCACUGCCCUUUGUGUUUUUAUUGGGCAACCACUCAUCUGGAAAAUCAUCUUUCAUCAACUACCUGCUGCAACGAGACGUUCAGUCCACUGGUGUGGCCCCCACUGAUGACGGGUUCACCAUUAUCGCGCCGGGUAACGCAGAUCUGGACCAAGACGGCCCGGCGCUCGUAGGCGAUCCAGAUCUAGGGUUUUCAGGGUUGCGUAUUUAUGGACCAGCGCUAAUUCAGCGCACACAGUUGAAGGUGCGCAAAGGGAUACAGGCCAAUUAUAUGCUUGUAGACAGCCCUGGAAUGAUUGAUUCGCCGCAAACUCUACCACACCAAUUGCAAGUCGGCUAUGAUGCAAAUAGCAAUCGCUUGUCAAAUCAACAGCAACAGAGCAACAACCCAAAGGGUCGAGUUUCAGACAGAGGAUACGACUUUCCGGAGGUCGUACGCUGGUACGCUGAGCGCGCCGAUGUGAUUCUGCUCUUUUUUGACCCCGACAAACCUGGUACAACAGGUGAAACGCUUUCGAUCUUGACCCGUUCGCUGAUCGGUAUGGACCAUAAGCUACACCUUGUGCUGAACAAGGUAGAUCAAUUUCGCAAGAUCCACGACUUUGCGCGUGCUUAUGGCUCGCUCUGUUGGAAUUUGAGCAAGGUCAUUCCGUUAAAGGAUCUACCGCGCAUCUAUACGAUGUGUAUACCCACCAAUGACAAUCAGAUGCAGGCUGCAGAAGGUCUGGGCGCGUCGAUGAAGGACUUAGAUGCGAUGCGUGAGGAAGUUGUAAAUGAGGUUCAGCGUGCCCCAGAGCGCCGAGUGGAUAAUCUCAUUACUAAUCUAUAUGAUUCAUCUCGGCUGUUAAAAAUGCAUGCUGAGGUCUUCGAAGAUUUACGAGUACGUUAUGCCAGUGAGAAGUGGAGCCGCUCAGCUUUAGUGGCUGCUACGUUCGUGGGAGGCAAUGGCCUUGCGGCCUCAGCUUUGUUUACUGGCGUCGCUAUUGAAGCUACAGCAGGACUGUCGAUUCUAAGUGUGCUGGCAUCAGCUGGCGCAGUGUGGCACAACUCGAAUGUCAUGGCUCAGCUUGAGCGGAAUCUUCUACUUGAAGAGUCAUUAAGUGAACUAUUCCGUCGUCGAUAUGGUCGUCAAUUGGCUGAUGGAGACGAGUACGUGCUUUCUUUAUGGAAGCGUGUGCUACCGUCUCUGCAGGUGGCAAUUCACACGCUUGGCUUCAACAAAUUGCCUAAGCUGAAGAGCUCUGAGAUUGGGGCGCUGGAUAAUAUCAUAAGCAGCGAAAUUCCAAAGCUACGUCGGCAGUGUGCUCCCACAGACAAUAGUUUAGCUCAUCAGAUUGCUAAGAUGUUACGCAAUUAA
This is a messenger RNA of Plasmopara halstedii, 1455 nucleotides long. Its product is annotated as rme1-like gtpase atpase without a c-terminal eh domain protein. The transcript has a single exon. The record is from RefSeq and is a predicted model, not a curated record. NCBI's taxonomy places the organism in Eukaryota, Oomycota, Peronosporomycetes, Peronosporales, Peronosporaceae. Bases 1 to 1455 code for a protein of 484 amino acids.